CAUGAAUCUGGAGGAGAAUUUCUUCCAGUAUUUCCAGGAAGACGAAGAUCACACGACCUUCCCCAAGCUCCCUGUCCCUACUACUUCAACUCCAUUUGACGAUUUCACCCUUCAUCCGGUGGAGCAGCACAGAGAGCCAUCGGAGGAGACCACUCAAAAUGGGUUCAGGCCUUGGAAGUGGAAAAGUCCAUUUAGUCCAAUUCCCAAGAGAGUGAGGGUUGGGUGAGUGGGAU
This is a messenger RNA of Rosa chinensis, 233 nucleotides long. RefSeq lists its product as uncharacterized. The transcript is spliced from 3 exons. The coding region runs from base 2 to 226 and encodes 74 amino acids. Lineage: Eukaryota; Viridiplantae; Streptophyta; Magnoliopsida; Rosales; Rosaceae. The record is from RefSeq and is a predicted model, not a curated record.